GUAUUAUGAAUUUGCAAUUAUGUCAUUGAUAUACAUUUACUCUAGUGUAUUAUCAAAGUUCUCUCUCUCCCUUCAAAACUAGGUCUGCGAAAAUACAAAACAUUCACUCUUGCAUUCACAGCGCUCUUCCAUUAACGGCGCUCAUCUAUUCACAGCGCAUAGUGAACGCGACGAACCGAGGGUUUUUGUGUGUCGUCAUGGCGAAGACGAAGGGUGGAUAUGGUGGAUCAUGUGGGAAUGCGUUGCAGAAGCAAGGGACUGCUUAAGAAAACAAAUUAUAAUUUGUCCCCUUUUAUGGAGAGGAGUGUGAGUACGACCAAACGUCUCAAUAAGAAAGAGAAGGCUUUGGCCCUAUUUGGGAUGUACAACCAGAAAGAGGACAAUGUCAAAGUGAUGUUCCAGUAUGAUAAUACAAUUCUGCAACGAAUGCACAUGGCAACACUCUGCAGGGAUAAUGUUGUAAGUCCUGAAGUCAUUACCGCGUGGGUGAUAUGCUUGAAUAUGAAUGAGGAGUUCAGGUCGGAUGCAUCGCCAACACGAUUCUUUGCCUCGGUUGAAAUUUGCUCGGAGUCUAUUGUUCAACCGCCAAGUACUUGGACAUACAAUAGACGUCGGGAUAUAUUUUUUAGGCUUCUAUCUAAUGAACUAUCAGGGCUUCAACAGAUGGCUGUUUCAGGCAUAGAUUUGUUCUGCUUCCCUGUGUAUAGAAUAAUGAAUUUUUUCAUGGUAUGCGUCGACAUAAGGAAAGAGAAGGCGUAUGUUUUAGACAGUCGGAAUGAGACCCAAGUACAGUGCCGAGAUGAAAAAUAUUUGUCAACGGUCAACGACGUGAAACAAAUGCUUGGAGACUACAUGGGACAUUUAGGUCAUGUGCACAAGAGCAACUCGCCGAAGCUAAAGAAGCAACUAAACCUCUUACGUGCGAGGUACUGUGCAGUGCUUCUUGGAUGGGAGAAAAAUAUUGCCAAAGAUGCGGUUGCGGUUGGAGCUAAUGCGUACUAUGACGAGGUCUUCAAUAACCCCGCAUUAGACAUUGAUGCUACUUUGCUAGGAUGA
This is a messenger RNA of Salvia miltiorrhiza (redroot sage), 1056 nucleotides long. RefSeq lists its product as uncharacterized. Lineage: Eukaryota; Viridiplantae; Streptophyta; Magnoliopsida; Lamiales; Lamiaceae. Bases 220 to 1056 code for a protein of 278 amino acids. The record is from RefSeq and is a predicted model, not a curated record. The transcript has 7 exons.